AUGCCGCCUCCAUUCCCAUCCUCUCGGGAUCGUAUGACUGCGAACCCGCAAAGGCCACAACGCUACCGACCGGGAAAACCAAUUGUUGAAGAACAAUCUUCUGAGGAAGAAGAUGACGACGAAGACGAAGUUAAUAAUGAGGAAGAACAACGAAGAGAACGUGAGAGGUUACGGCGGGAACAGCGGAGAGCCCCUCCGCCGAAAGCGACAUCCUUCCCGGCCGGCUCCACAUCGAAAAUCACAAGCGGAGUGCAGGGUGUGAAAUUAGAUGGGGAAAGCGAGGACGAAGCAGGCUUCGUCACCGAAGAGGAAGAGGAAGAGGGAGAUGUGAAAAAGGUGCCAGGACGUCAAGCGCAUCCAGCGGGCGAUCAAGUCAGUGGAAGUGAGGAUGAGGAAAGUGAAGAAAGCUCCGAAGUGGAAGAGGAAUCAAGCUCGGAAGACGAGACUCCGAAGCGGCUAUUGCUUCGACCUACUUUUAUCAAGAAGAGUCAACGGAAGGAAUCUUUGACUCCGGCUGCCGCCUCUGCAGAUCCAGGUGUAGAAGACGCAGCUGAAAGCGCUCUAAGAAAGGAGAAAGCGGACCUUUUAAUUCGGGACCAACUAGUGAAAGAGGCAGCAGAGCGGGCCGCGGGGAAGAAAUCGUGGGACGAUGAUGAGAACGUUGAAGGUGAAAACGAAGAGCAAAUAGACGAUACUGAUGGGCUUGACCCGGCUGCUGAAUUUGCCGCAUGGAAACUUCGAGAGCUGAAACGUGUCAAGCGCGAACGAGAAGCCAUCGAGCAGGCGGAGAAAGAGCACGAGGAGAUCGAGCGUCGUCGAAACCUCACCACGGAAGAGCGAGAACGCGAGGACCGCGAGUUCCUUGCGCAACAAAAAGAAGAACGCGAAGCCGGAAGGGGGAAAGCUGGAUUUAUGCAACGAUAUUUCCAUAAGGGACGAAGUAUCGAGAUCUCAAGACGGAGGAUACAGGGCGCUGGGGGGUAG
Messenger RNA from Histoplasma mississippiense, 984 nucleotides. RefSeq lists its product as hypothetical. Gene Ontology annotation, biological process: mRNA splicing, via spliceosome. The record is from RefSeq and is a predicted model, not a curated record. Gene Ontology annotation, cellular component: U2-type spliceosomal complex. Bases 1 to 984 code for a protein of 327 amino acids. NCBI's taxonomy places the organism in Eukaryota, Fungi, Ascomycota, Eurotiomycetes, Onygenales, Ajellomycetaceae. Gene Ontology annotation, molecular function: RNA binding. The transcript has 2 exons.